AUGUCCACUCCCGACGGCUCCGCGGCGCCUGACAAGUCCCAGAACAGCUCGAGUCAAGAUGCUUCAACUUCCUCGUCGGCCAAUGCCAUCACUCCCAAAGGGCGCAAAGUGAUUGUGUCAACGCCAGAAGCAAAACGCUUGCUGCUUUUCAGAACGCCGAAAAGGCAUUGGGCUAGGAUGAAGCAAUGGUACAGCGAUGUCAAGGCCCUGACAUAUCCGGGAAACCACCGGGACUGCUGGCUCUAUCCAAUGCCAUACAAGAAGAAGUAUCAGGGGACAAUCCGCAAGACGUUCGCACACACCGACGAAAAAGUCUCCUACAAGGCCGGUCUUCCUUUCGGUAUAGUUGCAUUACUCAUCCGGUACCAACUGACGCGCGAGCAAAAGAAGAACAUUGUCAAAGGCUGGGAACUUAGUCACCUAUGUGGAAACUGGACAUGCUGCAAUUGGCGUCAUUUCACAAUCGAAGACCACAGCACGAAUGUGAACCGGAAUCGCUGCUUCCGCCAUCGCCAAAGGUGUCAGCAUACCCCACGGUGCAUGAUCUACAAGAAGAAGCCUCUGUCAGAGCUGACUCCUUCCCCGCCCGCUUCCCAGGAGAGUUCUCAGGAUGCCUCCGAAGCGCCGGCGACCCCCUUCCGUCAACCGCCAAAUUGA
Messenger RNA from Coniosporium apollinis CBS 100218, 657 nucleotides. RefSeq lists its product as uncharacterized. The transcript has a single exon. Gene Ontology annotation, molecular function: endonuclease activity. Bases 1 to 657 code for a protein of 218 amino acids. Lineage: Eukaryota; Fungi; Ascomycota; Dothideomycetes. The record is from RefSeq and is a predicted model, not a curated record.